AUGUCGACCCCGCGCAUCUCUGUUCCUCGAAUUGUUCCGCGUAUCGAGGCGGCGCGGAGAUGGAUGAGCAGCAGCCAGUUGACGGCCAGGAGACCGAAGACGGCCAUCUUCUUUCCGGGUCAGGGCGUGCAGCGCGUCGGCAUGAUCACGCCCUGGCUCGAAGCCUUCCCUCGCACCGCGAAGCCCAUCCUCGAGGAAAUCGACGCAACGCUCCGCCUCGCGCACACGCCGCUGACCCAAAUCAUCGCGAGCGGCACCAACGCCGAGCUCACGCAUACGGAGAAUGCGCAGCCCGCCAUCAUGGCCACCAGCAUCCUGAUCCUGCGCAUCCUCGAGCACGAGUUUGGCUUCAAGACGACCGAGCGCGUCGACAUCACCCUCGGGCACUCGCUGGGCGAAUUCGCUGCCCUCGUCGCCGGCGGCUAUCUCACCUUUCAGGACGCGCUGCGCAUGGUGCGGCGCCGCGCCGAAGUGGCCAGCGAAGCCAGCCGGGCAGCCGUCGAGGCCGACGGCGGCGAGUUCGGCAUGGUGGCCCUGGUCUGCGAGUCCGAGGAGCACAUGAGCGCCUUGAUCGCCGCAAUCCACGAGUUCUUGCGCCUGGGCGGGAGCCGCAGCGAUUCCAACGACGACCUGCCCGCCGUCCAGCAGGUCCUCAUCGCGAACAUCAACAGCAAGAACCAGAUUGUGCUUAGCGGCAGCAUCGCGCGCAUCAACACCCUGCUGACGAACCUGCGACAGUUUGGCGGCCACGACCCACGCCACGUGCGACUGAAGAGCGACACCCCCUUCCACGGCCCGCUCAUGAAACCCACCUACGAGACCGUCAAGCGCAUGCUGUACCAGUCCAAGCCGGAUGGGAGCGACAUUGUGACCUGGCCGGGCGUCAUGCCCUGCGUGUCCAACGUCACGGGCAAGCCGUACGAGAGCAAGGGCCAGCUCAAAGACCUGCUGGCACGGAGCUGCAUCGAGACGGUGCAAUGGUGGAAGAGCGUCAAGUACCUGCACGAGCAAGAGGGCGUCAAGCGGUACAUUGGCAUCGGGCCGGGCAAGGUGGGGCGCAACCUCGUCGGCAAGGAGGUCGGGAUGAAAGGCGCCGUGAAAGGGGGCGGCGUGUGGGCAAUCACAAGCCCGGGAGACAUGGAGGAAGUCAUGCGCGCGCUGGACGACACGGAAACGAUUGAGGACUGA
Messenger RNA from Didymella exigua CBS 183.55, 1188 nucleotides. Its product is annotated as malonyl-CoA-acyl carrier protein transacylase. Bases 1 to 1188 code for a protein of 395 amino acids. NCBI's taxonomy places the organism in Eukaryota, Fungi, Ascomycota, Dothideomycetes, Pleosporales, Didymellaceae. Gene Ontology annotation, biological process: fatty acid biosynthetic process. Gene Ontology annotation, molecular function: [acyl-carrier-protein] S-malonyltransferase activity. Gene Ontology annotation, cellular component: mitochondrion. The transcript has 2 exons. The record is from RefSeq and is a predicted model, not a curated record.